CAGGAGACACAUAACAAGUUGAUAAAUCGGUGCAGAAGCUUUGACUGUUCCUAUUACUACUUCAAGGCCGGCGGGAGGGAGUUCUUCCAGGCACAGUCUCCUCACACGGUGGGCGGUGUUUCGCGCUCGCGCCGCCCCUCUCUUACUCUCGCGUCACUCCCCUUUAACCAAGCGUGCGCCGAGCGGAGCAAGUUGCCACUCUGGGCUCUGACGCUCUCGCUCGCUCCUCUAGGAGUUAACUGGAGCCGCGCAGGGAUCCGCAUCCCGGCGCCGGAAGUCUUGCGUUCCUCGGGGCAUCUGUACAGAACGAUCCGAUGGGCAGCGCUGUGCUGAGCUGAGAGUCCUUAUCCCGCUGGAGCUUUUCUUGGAUUAUUCUGCUGCACUUUGUUAUCCCACCCCCACCAGUGCGCGGAAUAGUGCGGCCCGGACACCCCCACAGGAUAAUGCAUUGGGACUGGCGGCUGGGAUGGAGACCGGGGGGAUGGUGAGCGGGCGGCUCGCUUGGCUUCUGUCCCGCUGUCUUGUCUCCCUCCUGCUGCUGCUCAGGGGCGCGGGGGCGCAGAAGGGUGAUGGUUGUGGCUACACCGUUAUGGGGCCAGAAAGUGGAACGUUGACAUCGAUGAACUAUCCCAAGACCUAUCUCAAUAACACUGUGUGCGAGUGGGACAUCCAUGUUAAACCUGGCGAGAGGAUCCUGAUCAAAUUCGGAGACUUCGACAUUGAAAAUUCUGAUUCUUGCCAUUCAAGCUAUUUGAGGAUCUAUGAUGGUGUUCGGGAAUCCCGCACUGAGAUUGCUAAAUAUUGUGGCUUAGCCUUGCAGUUAGAAAGCCCCAUCGAGUCCAGGACAAACAAAGUCACGGUCCAGUUCAUGAGUGGGACACACAUUUCUGGGCGUGGAUUUCUGGCUUCCUAUUCUACCACUAAUAAAACAGAUCUUAUUACAUGCUUGCAAAAAGCAAGCCAUUUCUCUGAACCUGAAUACAGCAAAUACUGCCCAGCUGGAUGCAUGACACCUUUUGGGGAAAUUUCAGGCACCGUUCCUCUGGGAUAUAGAGACUCUUCCUCGUUGUGCAUGGCUGGGGUGCAUGCGGGAGUAGUGUCCAACAUCCUCGGUGGCCAGAUUAAUGUCGUUAUCAGCAAAGGCAUAGAUUUUUAUGAGGGCUCCCUGGCAAACAACAUCACGUCAAAAGUGGGCUCAUUGUCUACAACUCUGUUUACAUUCAAGACCAGCGGCUGCUAUGGAACUCUGGGAAUGGAAUCUGGCGUUAUCCCAGAUGCCCAGAUAAAUGCCUCAUCUUUCCUGGAAUGGACGGACAACACAGGGCAAAAUAAUGCUUGGAGAUCUGAAAGGGCCCGACUGAAGAAGCUAGGGCCCCCCUGGGUGGCCUCGAUCAGUAAUGAGUUUCAGUGGCUUCAAAUCGACCUUAGCAAAUUAAAAAAAUUAACAGGCAUUAUAACAACAGGCUCAACCAUCGACAAAUUCAAUUACUAUGUUUCCUCUUACAAGAUUGUCUACAGUGAAGAUGGCAUGAAAUGGACUGUAUACAGGCAGCCUCAUGUGGGGCAAGACAAGAUAUUCCGGGGGAAUUUAGAUUACAAUCAUGAGGUUCGCAAUAACUUCAUACCGCCUAUCGUGGCCCGCUUCGUUAAGAUCCAUCCUUUGCAGUGGCAUAAAAAAAUUGCCAUGAAAGUUGAACUGCUUGGAUGUCAGUUUAAUGCUCCUCCAAAGCUAACGAUGACUGAGGGUCCAGUACUGAAGCCGCGAGCCAACAACAACUCCCGUGUACGGAUAGACAAAACCACCUUCCCACCCGAAAUCAAGAAUACCACCGUUACACCAAUUAUAAGCAAAGAUCUGCCUCUGGUCACCAUCCUGGUUCCUGUGUUAGUCAUGUCUCUCACCAGCAUCAUCCUGAUCUUAGUCUGCGCUUGGCACUGCAGGAACAGGAAGAAGAAGGCAGAAGGAACAUACGACUUGCCUUACUGGGAUCGCGCAGGCUGGUGGAAGGGAAUGAAGCAGUUUCUUCCGGCUAAAUCAGCAGAACACGAGGAGACCCCCGUACGCUACAGCAGCUGUGAAUCGAGCCGAGUGAGACCCAGGGAGGUGGCGACCAUGUUGCAGGCAGAGUCUGCAGAAUAUGCCCAGCCUUUAGUGGGGGUAGCAGUGGGCACCCUACAUCAGAGAUCAACCUUCAAACCAGAAGAAUGCAAAGAACCUGGUUACGCUGAUCUGGAUUCCUAUACCAACCCAGAGGAUGCCAUUUAUCAUGCCUAUGCAGAGCCGCUGCCGACAAACGGACCGGAAUAUGCAACCCCUAUCAUUAUGGAUAUGUCGGGCCAUCCAAUUGGACCUAUGGGUUUGCCUUCCACAUCCACAUUUAAAGUCCCAGGGAGCCAAGCCCCUCCAUUAGUGGGAACUUACAAUAAGCUCUUAUCUAGGACGGCCAGUUCAGCUUCCACACAGGUACUAUACGACACCCCUAAAGGGACACAGGGAGUAUGCGCCGUGGAGGAAAUGGUGUACCAAGUGCCACAGAGUGUUCCACUGCAAACCACAAACAGGGAGGUGCCCCCUUAAGCUACACGGCAACUGCAGACUUCAACCACGUUCCACAAAAUGGCUUUUAUUUCUAUGAGCACAUUGCAUUGUAAUCAUAUCGAUGAAACCAUUUCACCAUGAAACAAAUAUUCCAAUCACUGUUCACUUCUUGUACACUGGGUAUCUACUGCCUUUGGCUUUCCAUCAUAAUAAGCUCAGUUCACACACUGAGGAUGCUGGGAGUUGCAGUACAACACUAGCUGGUGCACUGCAGGUGCUUGUGUUUGUUUUGUGACUGAAGCAAUAUGGAAUUUAAAGAAACUGUUAACAGAACACAAAAUUAAAGUCUUUUAAAGUAAUGAAAAUAUAAUGUACUGUCAUGCUGCACUGGUAAAACUGGUGCGA
Xenopus laevis (African clawed frog) is the source of this 2944-nucleotide messenger RNA. RefSeq names its product discoidin, CUB and LCCL domain containing 2 S homeolog (gene dcbld2.S). Gene Ontology annotation, biological process: wound healing. The transcript is spliced from 14 exons. The record is from RefSeq and is a predicted model, not a curated record. NCBI's taxonomy places the organism in Eukaryota, Metazoa, Chordata, Amphibia, Anura, Pipidae. Gene Ontology annotation, cellular component: plasma membrane; membrane. Bases 467 to 2578 code for a protein of 703 amino acids. Gene Ontology annotation, molecular function: signaling receptor activity.